This is a messenger RNA of Parnassius apollo (apollo), 1296 nucleotides long. Lineage: Eukaryota; Metazoa; Arthropoda; Insecta; Lepidoptera; Papilionidae. The record is from the annotation of a GenBank genome assembly.
AUGGGCGUAAUCAAAGUGACUCCGGACACCGCUUCCCUGAUCUCCGUGUGCGACAUGCUCGAUGACAUGAAGAGCGAAUCGAGCUAUACUUCCUCGGAAGAAGGCUGCGGCGGCGGCGAACGGCACGCCGUGCUUAGCUACGAGCAAGUGCGGCGACUGAACGACGUCAUGGAUGAAGUGGUGGCCAUCCAUGGCCGCGGCAACUUCCCCACUCUACAUGUGCGUCUGCGCGAACUGGUCGCGGGCGUCCGUGCCAGAUUGGAAGCCGCCCAGAGCGCCGGCGGGGCUGGUAUCAACGUUCGAGACGUGCGCCUCAACGGUGGCGCCGCUAGUCACGUCCUCGCCGAUCGGGCACAACCCUACUCAGACAUAGACCUUAUCUUCACAGCCGAACUCACCACGGCCCGCCAUUGCGACCGCGUUAAAGCGGCCGUUCUUGGACAUUUAGCAACCCUACUUCCACCAGCUACGCCCCGCCGGCGCGCUACACCUGCUGGCCUCAAAGAGGCCUAUGUAUCCAAAAUGGUGCGCGUUACCUCGGACGGUGAUCGCUGGUCCCUCAUCUCCCUGGGAAACUCGCGCGGUCACAAAUCCGUCGAGCUCAAAUUCGUUGACACGAUGCGUCGUCAAUUCGAGUUCUCCGUGGACUCUUUCCAAAUCGCUUUGGACUCGUUGCUAGCAUUCCACGAAUGUGCACAAUUGCCCAUCAGCGAAAACUUCUACCCCACAGUCGUCGGCGAGUCCGUUUAUGGGGACUUCAAUGAGGCUCUGCUCCAUUUGACGGAGAAAUUGAUCGCCACCCGGCAGCCCGAAGAGAUACGCGGUGGUGGGCUUUUAAAGUAUUGCGCGUUGCUCGCAAAGGGUUAUAGAGCGGCGCGACCCGACAAGAUCAAGACCUUGGAGCGCUACAUGUGCUCGCGAUUUUUCAUCGACUUCCCCGAGUUGGGGCAACAGCGCGCUAAGCUCGAGGCCUACCUGCGGAACCAUUUCGUGGGCCGAGAAGAAGAGGCGCUAAAGCACAGGUACCUGACACUGCUACACAGCGUGGUGCGCGAGUCGACCGUGUGCCUGAUGGGCCACGAACGGCGGCAGACGCUGGCGCUGAUCGAGGCGCUGGCGUGCCGCGAGCUGUGCGCGCGCGCGCCUAUCAUGGUGCCGGCUCCGGUGGGGCACGUGGGUGCCAUGGGCCCCGUGGGCGCCAUGGUGCCGGGCUACGUGGUGUGCGUGUGCGCGUGCGCGGCGUGCGCCUGCGCCUGCGCGUGCGAGUGCUGCCGCGCUGCCCUGUGCCCCGCGUGA